UAUUUCCUUUUAAUUUUCGUAUUCUUAAACGGCUAGUUUCCAAGUCCUCCACCUCUAUAAAAACCACACAAAAUCCACUCACAUUCUUCAUCUUCAACAUACUAAAACACAUUACACACACUAAUACUUUCGAGGUUUUGAAUUCAGUACAGAAAGUGAUUAAUUUAUAAUCAAUGGCUUCUUCUUCUCUUCUAGUUACCAUCUUCCUCUGCAUUUCUUUCUUCUUCUUCUUGUCCGUGGAUGCAAAUGAGGUUACCGUCGGAGGAAAAUCCGGUGACUGGAAGAUCCCUCCUUCCUCUUCUUUCUCUUUCAACGAAUGGGCUCAAAAGGCUCGCUUCAAAGUCGGCGACUUUAUCGUUUUCAGGUACGAAGCCGGUAAAGACUCGGUUCUGCAAGUGACACGAGAGGCUUACGAGAAAUGCAACACCACUAGCCCUAAAGCCAGCUACACCGACGGGAACACAAAGGUGAAGCUAGACCAAGCCGGUCCGGUCUACUUCAUCAGUGGAACAGAGGGUCAUUGUCAAAAGGGUCAGAAGCUACGCCUAGUCGUCAUCACUCCUCGUAACUCUGCUUUCUCUCCAGCUCCUUCGCCAUCUGAGUUCGACGGUCCCGCCAUAGCUCCUACUAGUGGUGCCGCUAAGCUCACCGGCGGAUUCAGUGUCGUAUUUGGCCUUGUUCUUGGAUUAUGGGCCUUCUUCUUUUAAAAGAGAAAUUUAGUCUGAAAUUCUAUUUAUUAAUUUUCGAAUAUGAAGUAGAAUCUAAAUCUUUGUUAUUUACUAUAUUAAAUUUAUUAUUUCAUUGAAAUUGUUCUUCCUCUUGUUUACUUCUGGAUAAAUUAGUUGGAUCUAUCAACAAUCAAGAAAAACAAAAAAAAAAACUGAAUGAGAAUUUUGAA
Arabidopsis lyrata subsp. lyrata is the source of this 898-nucleotide messenger RNA. Its product is annotated as early nodulin-like protein 1. The transcript has 2 exons. Gene Ontology annotation, molecular function: electron transfer activity. Gene Ontology annotation, cellular component: plasma membrane. NCBI's taxonomy places the organism in Eukaryota, Viridiplantae, Streptophyta, Magnoliopsida, Brassicales, Brassicaceae. Bases 174 to 707 code for a protein of 177 amino acids. The record is from RefSeq and is a predicted model, not a curated record.